GCCUGCGAGGCCGCGCGCUGCCACCUGAGAGAUGAUGCAGGACGUGUCCAGCUCGCCAGUCUCGCCGGCCGACGACAGCCUGAGCAACAGCGAGGAGGAGCCGGACCGGCAGCAGCCGCCGAGCGGCAAGCGCGGGGGGCGCAAGCGGCGCAGGGGCGUCGGAGGCGGCGACGAGCCGGGCAGCCCGGCCCAGGGCAAGCGCGGCAAGAAGUCUGCGGGCGGCGGCGGCGGAGGCGCCGGCGGCGGCGGCGGCGGCGGCGGCAGCAGCAGCGGCGGCGGGAGCCCGCAGUCGUACGAGGAGCUGCAGACGCAGCGGGUCAUGGCCAACGUGCGGGAACGCCAGCGCACGCAGUCGCUGAACGAGGCGUUCGCCGCGCUGCGGAAAAUCAUCCCCACGCUGCCCUCGGAUAAGCUGAGCAAGAUCCAGACCCUCAAGUUGGCGGCCAGGUACAUCGACUUCCUCUACCAGGUUCUCCAGAGCGACGAGCUGGACUCCAAGAUGGCAAGCUGCAGCUAUGUGGCCCACGAGCGACUGAGCUACGCCUUCUCGGUCUGGAGGAUGGAGGGGGCCUGGUCCAUGUCCGCGUCCCACUAGCAGGCGGAGCUCCCCACCCCCUCGGCAGGGCCAGAGACCUAGAUGUCAUUGUUUCCAGAGAAGGAGAAAAUGGACAGUCUAGAGACUCUGGAGCUGGAUAAC
Neomonachus schauinslandi (Hawaiian monk seal) is the source of this 697-nucleotide messenger RNA. RefSeq names its product twist family bHLH transcription factor 1 (gene TWIST1). NCBI's taxonomy places the organism in Eukaryota, Metazoa, Chordata, Mammalia, Carnivora, Phocidae. Gene Ontology annotation, molecular function: protein dimerization activity; RNA polymerase II transcription regulatory region sequence-specific DNA binding; DNA-binding transcription factor activity, RNA polymerase II-specific. Gene Ontology annotation, biological process: regulation of transcription by RNA polymerase II; developmental process. The record is from RefSeq and is a predicted model, not a curated record. The transcript is spliced from 3 exons. Bases 32 to 595 code for a protein of 187 amino acids.